AUGAGACUUCUCACGACGGUCGUACGCAGGAGAAAUCACGCCUUCGCCACAGCGUGCAACGGUGUAGACGCCGUUCAGAAGUACAAGGCUGCACUAAACGAGGAAAAGCAGUUUAACAUCGUAUUCAUGGACAUGUCAAUGCCUGUCAUGGACGGUUUCGAGGCCACGCGAGAGAUUAGGCAGCUGGAGGCCACCGCUGGCGUACCGGAAUCCAAGAUCGUCGCCCUCACUGGAUUGAGCAGCGAGCUGAGCCGGAACCGAGCCUUCGUCAGCGGCUGCGACCUGUUUCUUACAAAGCCUGUGCGGCUUGAUAAGCUGCGUAGUUUGCUUGACGAGUGGCUAGCGGAGCCUGAACUCGGGGUGAAGCCGGAUUUAGCGCCGGAGCCCGCGAGCUCCUGUGUCUAG
Parascedosporium putredinis is the source of this 405-nucleotide messenger RNA. NCBI's taxonomy places the organism in Eukaryota, Fungi, Ascomycota, Sordariomycetes, Microascales, Microascaceae. The record is from the annotation of a GenBank genome assembly.